AUGACCUCGAAACCUGCAUACCAGAUCGCGUCCAUUCCAGGCGACGGCAUCGGAACGGAAGUAGUCGCUGCUGCAAUCCAAGUGGUCGAGAAACUGGCGAAGACUUUGGACACCUUCCAGAUCGAAUUUACCCACAUCCCAUGGGGAACGGCAUACUAUAAACAGAACGGCCGAUACGUGCCGGAGGACUGUCUGGAUAUUCUGCGCAAGUUCGACGCCGGACUAUUUGGAGCAGUUGGAGCGCCAGAUGUGCCGGAUCAUAUCUCCCUCUGGGGUCUCCUCCUAGCCAUCCGUGGCCCACUGCAGCUCUACGCCAAUGUUCGCCCGGUGCGGACCUUCCCAGGAACUAAAUGCCCGCUAAACACCGCCACGGAUGGUAUCGAUUGGCUGCUUGUUCGAGAAAACUCCGAGGGCGAGUACUCGGGACAGGGAGGCAGGUCGCAUAUCGGGCAGCCGUGGGAGGCCGCCACCGAGGUGGCCAUGUUCACGCGGGUUGGGAUCGAGCGGAUCAUGCGCUUUGCAUUUGAGAGUGCUCAGUCGCGCCCGAAGAAGCAGCUCACGGUUGUGACGAAGAGCAACUCCUUGCGCAACGGCAUGGUCCUCUGGGAUGAAGUAGCCGCUCACGUUGCCAAGGAUUUCCCUGAUGUCAAAUGGGAUAAGAUGCUCGUGGAUGCAAUGACGGUGCGGAUGGUGGCUAACCCGCAGUCCAUAGAUACGAUUGUGGGCACGAAUCUGCACAUGGAUAUCCUUUCUGAUUUGGCUGCUGCUCUGGCUGGAUCCAUUGGCGUGGCGCCGUCGAGUAACCUGGACCCGACGAGGAAGAAUCCUUCUAUUUUCGAGCCGGUUCAUGGGAGUGCCUUUGAUAUCACCGGGAAGGGAAUUGCGAAUCCCGUCGCUACUUUCUGGUCUGCAGCUGAGAUGCUCUCGUGGGUUGGUGAGAAGGAUGCGGCGGCGAAACUCAUGCUCUGCGUGGAGAGUGUCUGCUCGGCAGGUAUCCUGACGCCGGACCUGGGCGGCACCGCGAACACACAAGGGGUAGUGGACGCGGUAAUAGCAGAGAUCGAGAAAUUGAAGUAG
Messenger RNA from Penicillium lagena, 1077 nucleotides. RefSeq lists its product as uncharacterized. NCBI's taxonomy places the organism in Eukaryota, Fungi, Ascomycota, Eurotiomycetes, Eurotiales, Aspergillaceae. Gene Ontology annotation, molecular function: NAD binding; oxidoreductase activity, acting on the CH-OH group of donors, NAD or NADP as acceptor. The transcript has 2 exons. The coding region runs from base 1 to 1077 and encodes 358 amino acids. The record is from RefSeq and is a predicted model, not a curated record.